Strigops habroptila (Kakapo) is the source of this 4228-nucleotide messenger RNA. RefSeq names its product adenylate kinase 5 (gene AK5). The record is from RefSeq and is a predicted model, not a curated record. The transcript has 14 exons. Gene Ontology annotation, cellular component: cytoplasm; cytosol. Gene Ontology annotation, biological process: nucleoside triphosphate biosynthetic process. Lineage: Eukaryota; Metazoa; Chordata; Aves; Psittaciformes; Psittacidae. Gene Ontology annotation, molecular function: ATP binding; nucleoside diphosphate kinase activity. The coding region runs from base 382 to 2109 and encodes 575 amino acids.
GCUGCCACACACUCCCGGCGUGCGGGGCGCGCCUCGGGGCGGCAGAGGCAGCCGGUGCCUCCCGGGGGGUGGCCGCUCUCUCUCGGGGCACCCUGCUCACGGCUCGCAGCCAGGCUCGCCCUCCCACCGCCGGCACAGCCUGAAACUUUCCCCGGCAGCCUGCGCACGCUCUUGCUUCCCGCGGGGAGAAAACGCGCUCCCGCUCCCUCCGUGCAGCGGGGACGGGGAGGCGGGCAGCCUCUGCCUCUCUCCGCCCCGGCUCGCCCGCCCGCGGAAGCCUUCCCGAGGCUCUCGAGGCUCCCGCAUUGCACCGCCGCGCCGUGCCGGGGCUCGGCGCUGCCCACCCGCGCCCCGCCGGCGCCCCCGUGCCCGGCCGGCGGUAUGAGCGCCGGUGAGGCGAAGGAGUAUCUGGCCCGCAGGGAGAUCCCGCAGCUUUUCGAGAGUCUGCUGAAUGGAUUAAUGUGUUACAAACCCGAUGACCCAAUUGAAUAUUUGGAAAGCUGUUUGCAGAAAGUGAAAGAGCUUGGAGGAUCAGAAAAAGUGAAAUGGGACACUUUUGUCAGCCCAGAAAAGAAGACCCUGCCUCCACUCAAUGGAGGACAACCCAGGAGGUCUUUUUUCAGAAAUGUGAUGCCUGAUAAUUCGAACUUCCCGUACCGACGGUAUGACCGGCUCCCUCCAAUCCAACAGUUUUCCAUAGAGAGUGACACCGACCUCUCUGAAACUGCUGAGCUAAUUGAGGAGUACGAUGUAUUUGAUCCUGCAAGACCUCGGCCAAAAAUUAUCCUUGUCAUAGGUGGCCCAGGAAGUGGUAAAGGAACACAGAGUUUGAAAAUAGCAGAACGUUAUGGAUUUAACUACAUAUCAGUUGGUGAAUUGUUAAGGAAGAAGAUCCACAGCACAAGCAGCAAUAGAAAAUGGAGUCUAAUUGCCAAAAUAAUUACUACUGGAGAACUGGCCCCUCAGGAAACAACCAUAACUGAGAUAAAGCAGAGAUUAAUGCAGAUCCCUGAUGAAGAGGGUAUAGUGAUUGAUGGAUUUCCCAGAGAUGUUGCCCAGGCAAUCUCCUUUGAGGACCAAAUCUGUACCCCAGAUUUGGUGGUAUUCCUGGCAUGUUCCAGUCAAAGGCUGAAAGAAAGGUUACUGAAGCGUGCUGAACAGCAAGGAAGACCUGAUGAUAACCUGAAAGCCACUCAAAGACGACUAAUGAAUUUCAAGCAGAAUGCUGUCCCAUUGGUUAAAUAUUUCCAGGAAAAAGGGCUAAUCAUCACCUUUGAUGCAGACAGAGAUGAAGAAGAAGUGUUCUUUGACAUAAGUUCAGCAGUUGACAAUAAGCUAUUUGCAAACGAAGAGGCUUCAACAGAGCCAAAUGAACUUGAUUGCAGUCUGAUUAUGGAUUCUGGUGAUCCUGUUUAUACAGAUUUUGACUUUGAAGACCAGGAGGAGGAUCAGUCCUGUUUUUCUGGUUAUGAGAGCACAGGAGACUUUUCAGAAGAUCUGAGGAAAUCAAACAUAAUUUUUGUUGUCGGUGGGCCUGGCUCUGGCAAAGGGAGCCAAUGCGAACAGUUAGCCAAGAAAUACGGAUUUACUCUCCUGUCCACUGGUGACCUUCUCCAAAAUGAGUUAUCAUCAUUAUCAGAGAGAAGUAAACUGAUCAAAGACAUCAUGGAAUGUGGUGAACCUGUGCCUGGCGGUAUUGUCCUAGAGCUACUGAAGGAAGCCAUGAUUUCCAAGUUAGGGGACACAAAAGGUUUUCUGAUCGAUGGGUAUCCCCAGGAACUGAAAGAAGCAGAAGAGUUUGAGAGCAAGAUUGGGGAACCAAAACUUGUGUUCUGCCUGGACUGCUCUGCAGAAACAAUGAGCAGUCGCCUUCUGAUGAGAAAUCAGAGCAGUCAGCACACUGAUAAUGCCGAAACCGUCAAGGAAGGAAUCGAAAGCUAUUACCAAGCAUCAAAACCUAUGAUUGCAUACUAUGAAAGGAAGACACAGUUAUGCAAGGUUGAUGCAGAAGGAACACAGGAGGAGGUUUUUCUGGACAUCUGCAAGACCAUUGACUCUUUUCUGAACAAGGAAGAGGCAGCAUUUUGUUAUCCCACAGAAACACAGUAAAGGUGUGUUCGCAGCCUCACAGGCACUUGACAGUCAUGACUAAAAUGCUGUUCAAAGCAAUACUGCUUUCUCGAGAGGUAUCUGGAUUUGUGCAUGUGGUAUGUUCUUUUAGGUGAAAUCUUUUUUCCUCUGUUCCGACAGCGCACUCAAUGGAGUGGUCUGUGUGCUAACUCUAAGAACCGUAACUUGUUUUAUUGGUCGUUUGCUCUUCACGGGUUAAAAGCAGCAUGAACAGCAGCUCUGGUUUGUAUCUAUCUCAUUCGUUUGAUUGGAAAUCAGACAGUGCCUGGCCACAGCGAGCUCCUCAGCCACCUCACUCACCGUUUAGCAUAUUAAGGUUGCUGCAUACAAGUUUCCCAUUGGCUAUUAUUUUAAUUAACAGUAUUAAUUUUUGUGGUGUCACUUAGCUUGUUUUUGGGCUUCAGAGACUCAACUCUGUUCUCUGUUACACCCAGCUGCGAGACAGCUGGAAUCGGUCAAGCUGGAAGUUAAAAUAAACUUUUCACAUGUCCCCAGAACACUGUAUUGCAACAAGCAGCAGAAAAAUUAACUGAAGGUGAAGACACUACUAAAUAUUGUGGAAGCCUGUCUAUCCAUUACUGUGGAGCAGACACCAUUUCUGGGACAACUUGUCUUGUGCUGGGAAUUGUAAGGUAUUAUAAACGCCAACUUCCCAGUUUUGUGAGCUGAGGUGAAAAUGAUGAUUGUAUUGUGUAGUUAAAUGUGCAAUCCUACCCAUAUCAACAGCAGUUUUACUGUAUUAAGUCUACAUAUAAAGUUGACUAUGAGCCAGAAUGUAUGAAGGUUCCUUUAAAUCUUACAUGGGAAGUAUUUCAAAUGCAAAAUUCAGCUCAUCAUCUGUUGUCUUGUACUAGCAUCGCCAAAACUGGGAGGGGGGAGGGAAAUGAAAAGGUAACAAAAUAGGAAACCAUCAUGGGUGAUUUGGUUCAUUUUGCUUGCACCUUUAGUAAGCCAUUUAUCUGUAAUAUUUGCAAAGAAGUCUGUAAUAGUCACAUCGUAUUUCCAUUUGGUUAACCAAAGUAUUGUGGUUUCUUUGGUAUACUGAUAGCUAAAUAAAAGCUUGUUUGACAUUCCUGUGAAGUAACUGCAUCCUCUUACUGGAUCUACUGGAUGAACGCACAGCUGAAGUGGGCUGCAUGACUGCUCUUACUGUCAAUGUUGUACUUUAUGCGGCAGAUUUGUAUUUUUGAAGUUACCUUUCUUGUAAUGAAGACAUAAUACAAAUAAAACGUACAAAAAGGAGGAGUAAUGAUUUGUUACAGUAUAUGUGGGUUUAAUCCUUUUCAAAGCACAGUACAUGACUUGAAAAUAGCGCUCAAAUCGGCAUGCUUACAGAGUAUGUCCUUUUUCCAUUCAGGGCACAUUCUUCUGGUUCCUUUCUCUUCCUUGGCAUUUGCCCUGUAAAUGCUAAUUCAAUUAUUUGUAAGGGACUGACUUCAUAUCCUGGAUGUUCCUUCUUUCCUGGGUCCUUUUAUAGCCUAUGUUUUACCACUGAUGCUCUAGAAGUGCUUCUCCAGCUCCACCAGUGCCAUCAAGUGACCUGUAACACCUGCAGUACAACAGCUUUAAGGAAGAGAAUUUGAGAAUGCAUCAGCUGAAGAAGGCUGGUGUUUCUAAACCGAGCCUUGAAGCACCACCAGCUGUGUGCUGCAGUGUUGUAGUAUUUUGCCAAAAAAAAUGAAGUAAAAUACUCUGUCUCAAAAACCAGGAAAAUACUCUGGAGUUACCAUGAAGUUGCAAAUUCAUCUGUGUAGGUGUUCUGGAGUAUUUUUUAUUACUUGUAAUUACAAUAUAAGUUAAAAAGUGUGGAGUACCAUACUUGUGUGGGAUGGGAACACAGGCAACAUCAGCUGCUAAUCCUCUGGUUUUUUUUAAAUCAAAUUACAAAGCAUACAGUUUCAGUUUUAAUUUUUCUUUCUGCUUCUUCUGGUUUUUUCUAUGGAAAAAACAAAAAUUCCCAUGCUUGAUUGGGUGUAUGUGCAUUAGGUAUCUAUUUGUGUAUGUUCAUUAUGUAUGCAAGAGAAAUAGCUGUAUAUGCAUGCAUAUGAAAAUACAAAUAUUUAUACAUAGUCAAUAAAAAGAGGACUUAUUCAAGACA